AGUGUGACUUGAUCAACCGACAAAAAUAAUAACAAAACUUAAAAUUAUAUUUUUCUGGCGUUAAAGCAUUUAAUUUAACUUAUACUGUAAUGAAAGCAUGUUAAUAACAAGAUAUAUUUUGAAGCAUCAUAGAGUAGCUAAUUGUUCAUAUCUUAUCAAUUUCGCAAAGUUAUUAAGCUCUAAUAAUCGAGUAAGAAUAAUGGAUCCUGAUGUUAAAUAUAGAGAAGAUCCAGUGGUAAUAAAAUUGGAUAAUGAUCUCUUCAAAUCAAUUUUUACGCCUGAAUUAGAUUAUUUAGUUGAAAUAUUUGCAAAGUACAAAUAUGAAGUAAGGAUUGCUGGAGGAGCUGUACGGGAUCUUGUUAUGGGAAAGAAACCAACUGAUUUGGAUUUUGCUACUGUGGCAACUCCACAAGAAAUGAAGAAUAUGUUUGAUGCUGAAAAUAUAAGGAUGAUUAACAUGAAUGGAGAAAAGCACGGAACUAUAACAGCAAGAAUUAAUAAUCAAGAGAAUUUUGAAUGCACAACUUUGAGAAUUGAUGUUGUUACUGAUGGCAGACAUGCUGAAGUUGAAUUCACAAAAGACUGGCUCCUGGAUGCAAACAGAAGGGAUUUAACUAUCAAUUCGAUGUUCCUUGGACUUGAUGGAUCAAUUUUUGACUACUUUUAUGGAUACGAAGAUCUUUUGGAGCGGAAAGUUCGAUUUGUUGGCAAUGCUGAUAAGCGAAUUAAGGAGGACUUCUUGAGAAUUUUGAGGUAUUUCCGGUUUUAUGGACGAAUUUCUAAUGAUCCAGACAAGCAUGACGACAAAACGAUUCAAAUCAUUUCCAAUAAUGUUGAAGGUCUACAAAAUAUAAGUGGUGAACGCAUUUGGGUUGAACUUAAGAAAAUAUUGCAAGGAAAUUAUGCAGAAGAAUUAAUGCUGAAGAUGGCAGAUUGUGGAAUAUCUACAUUUAUUGGUUUACCUGAAACCCCAAACACUGAAGAAUUCAAACGUCUAAAGGAGAAUAAAAUCCAAAAUGUUGAUUACAAUCCAAUGACUCUGAUGUGCGCACUGUUAUACACGCCAGAAGAUGCAUUAAAACUUCAUGAGAGAUUGAAGUUCUCUGCAUAUGAACGAGAUUUGAUGUACUUUAUUAUGAAAUCCAGAGAAACUGACCAGGACCUUGAUAACCUUUUAACUUUCCAACAAAUGUGUUUGCAGACAUUUAUAGGCAAGCCAAAGGACGUAAAAGAAUAUGUUGAAGAGUUCUUAAAAUUUCUAUGCAAAAAGGAUCUCUAUGAAAAGUUAAAAGAAUGGCAAAUACCACGAUUCCCAAUUGAUGGAUCAACGUUGAAACAGCAUGGAUGUCCUUCAGGCAAAAUAAUGGGAACAAUUUUUAGUAAACUAAAAGAAAUUUGGGCACAGAAUGAGUUUAAGUCAACAUCCGAUGAACUAUUAAAUGAAUUACCCAAAAUUUUAAAAGAAUUAAAUAUUGUGGAUGGAAAACAAGUUAAGAAAGCUAGAACAUAAAGUUUCUUACAAGAAUUAUGUAUAAAAGAACGAAGAUAAUAAACUUUUUGAAUAUACCUAAAUGAACAUGUUGAACCCUGAAUGAUGUAAAUAUUAC
Molecule: messenger RNA, 1607 nt
Organism: Chironomus riparius
Lineage: Eukaryota; Metazoa; Arthropoda; Insecta; Diptera; Chironomidae
Source: the annotation of a GenBank genome assembly